Molecule: messenger RNA, 700 nt
Organism: Daphnia carinata
Lineage: Eukaryota; Metazoa; Arthropoda; Branchiopoda; Diplostraca; Daphniidae
Exons: 2
Coding region: 21-638 (205 amino acids)
Source: RefSeq, a predicted model, not a curated record
UUAUUUUCGAUUUAAAGAAAAUGCGCUUUUUCGUUUUCUUUUUGUCCGUUUUGGUUGCCAUUAUUCAAGGUAAUGCGCAAUACCAGGCGUAUUACCGCGAUGCUUUGUAUCCAUAUCCGUAUCCGGAUCAUCAGGUUCCUGUUAUCCCGUCCCCUGAUCAGGAAAAUCGGAUCUUCUUCAACCAGAUUUUUAAUGCCAUCACUUCUUUCUACACGUCGACGACAACGACGACAUCCACUUCCACAACCACCUGUACCGUGUCGACUAACUUUGUUUGCCCUGGCCGUCGCAAGAGAUUCAUAGUAGGAGAGCAUGACGACGUCAUUGAACCUUCGCUAGUAAACGAAGUUGAAACUACUCAAGCUGCCGAUAUGGAAACACUUGUCAGGACCGAACGCAAAGCUGACCCUCAAUUUCUAUUUUGGCGUGUCGAUUCUGAGUACCCUGGUUACGAACUCCAAUCGACAUUUGGCCCAGGUCCUUACCCUGCGAACUAUUAUCCUUACAUGCGCCCGCCGGUCGUGGCAGCUGAUUCGCGUUUGUUUAUUCUUCGAGUCACGACAGUGACCAGCAGUACGACUACCACGUCUAGGUCGACGCCAGGUUGUUCUUCAGCAAGUAAUUUCAAUCAGUGCUAAGCCACAGUUGUCAUCCCCAUUUCGACCCCGAUUUAAUUAACGGAGAAACAAAAAUGCGAACG